Melampsora larici-populina 98AG31 is the source of this 1318-nucleotide messenger RNA. RefSeq lists its product as uncharacterized. Bases 182 to 1318 code for a protein of 378 amino acids. Lineage: Eukaryota; Fungi; Basidiomycota; Pucciniomycetes; Pucciniales; Melampsoraceae. Gene Ontology annotation, biological process: phospholipid biosynthetic process. Gene Ontology annotation, cellular component: endoplasmic reticulum membrane. The transcript is spliced from 5 exons. Gene Ontology annotation, molecular function: glycerol-3-phosphate O-acyltransferase activity; glycerone-phosphate O-acyltransferase activity. The record is from RefSeq and is a predicted model, not a curated record.
AAAUGAAAAUGGAAUUCAAGUGGUUGUGUUGAAUUCGAUUUUCUCCGAAACUUAUAACUACAUAAAACCCACUUCAACUAUCAAGUAUUACUAUCACUAUAUCACUAUUAGUCACUAUCAAAAGAACACUUACAAAUAGAAAACUAGAAAAACAAAAGGAAGAAAACAGUUCAAGAUCAUCAUGCCAUUCGGUCCAACUCACGAUUUAAUCAAACUACUAUCAACUUGGUCAUUAAAUGCUUACUUUCAAUCUAUCAUCUCAACUAACUCUCAUCAAGUUCCAAUCGAUCAUCCUAUCAUCGUAGCAAGUAAUCAUUGGAAUAUGAUCAUAGAUCCAGCUUUAUUAUCAACUCAACUCACUCAUGGGAUCAAAUUACAUUAUUGGGCAAAGAAUACACUUUUUAAAAAUCCAAUCAUUCGAUUCCUCUUGAUCGAUUCAGGUAAUAUUCCAGUAGAUCGAACCACGAAAAACAAUCAGUUACUCUUUAAAGGUACAUUUGAUGUACUUAAAUUAGGUGAAGCAGUAGCACUUUUUCCGGAAGGUACAAGUUAUACUGAACCAAGAAUCAUGCAAAUCAAGGAUGGAAUCGGAUGGACGGCAUUAGAAUAUGCCAAGAACUUAAGAUCUACAGGUUCAAAACUUUCAGGUUCGAAAGAAACUGCCUUAGGAUUAAGUUCAUUACCUCAAGAUUCUGAACCCAAAGAUGUGAAGAUAGUGAUUGUAGGAUUAAAUUAUACAUCCAAGACUCGAUAUAGAUCAUCAGUUCAAUUAGAGUAUGCCGAACCGAUUGAGAUUUCCAAACGAUUGAUCACGAAAUUCAUGAGUGAAGAUGAAGGUGAUGCGAAAUCAUCGGUGAAAGAAUUGAUGACUGAAGUGGAUUCUAGAUUAAGAUCUGUGACGAUCAAUUCACCUGAUUGGGAAACUCUUUGGUGUGCUGAAUUGGUUAGAGAAUUCAUUUGGGUAGAUGGUCAUGGUCCAAUGCAACAUUAUAGAGAUCAUAUGCAAAGGUUAAUCAAACUCUUUUCGAUACCUGAAGAAGAUUCAUUAUCAUCAAAACCGAGGAUGAAAUUAAAAUCACUGAAAACUCAAUUAAUCUCUUACCAUCGUUUACUUCAAACUUAUCAAACCAAUCAUCAUGUUUUAUUCAAUUCGAUUCCAACCCAAUCCGAAGAAACUCAUCUCAUCCUUCAUCAAUCUAAACUGAUCUUGAGUUUUUUGGUCUUUAAAUUACCUUUUUUUAUCUUACCUGCUUUCUUUCAUUUACCAAUGUAUUUGGGAUCUUAUUUAGGUUCAAGACUUCAACGUAAGUCCUUCUGA